Messenger RNA from Brassica napus (rape), 784 nucleotides. RefSeq names its product putative lipid-transfer protein DIR1. Bases 383 to 715 code for a protein of 110 amino acids. Gene Ontology annotation, biological process: systemic acquired resistance. The transcript has a single exon. Gene Ontology annotation, molecular function: fatty acid binding. Lineage: Eukaryota; Viridiplantae; Streptophyta; Magnoliopsida; Brassicales; Brassicaceae. The record is from RefSeq and is a predicted model, not a curated record.
CCUAAUAUAAAUAUAUAUAAUAUAUAUAUGUGACAAACCAAGAACAAAAUGACAUAAGAGGCAUUUGUAGUUGACAUUAUUUGAAAAGUAACUUCUACAUAAUAUCACAAACACAAAAUCAUAAUAAUCAAUCCUAUCAAAUUUUCAUUCAAUUUUCAAUGUAUGAAACGAGAAAAAGAAACCAGUAACUACCACAAGUCUACCUUUGCAAUUUGCAGACUUUUAACUCAAGACCACUUGACUAGGACCAGAGAGUCAACGACCCACAUCACACGCUCUUUCUAGGUUUCACUUAGAAUCCAACUUGUUACAUUAAGCUCUUUAAAUUUAAGAGUUCCAAGGUAGAGUACUAGACUCAAGAGAGAGGAAGAUCAAAGAGAGAAUGGAUGAGAACAAUACCAGAACCAUUGUAGCAGCUCUGGUGAUUGUUUUCGUCUCCCUGGUUUUAAUGGAAGAACCUACAAGCAUUCCCUUAUGUAACAUCAACGCAAACACCUUGGAGAAGUGCCGUCCAGCAGUCACAGGAAACAACCCGCCGCUUCCAGGUGACGCAUGCUGCAUAGUCCUCCAAGCUGCUGAUCUCGAAUGUGUCUGCAAGUUCAAAUCUCAUAUUCCAAUUUUAGCGACCAAAUCACAUAAAGUCCAUGAUCUUCUGAGAAAAUGUGGCAUUAAAACAAUCCCUCCUGCAUGCCAAGAUAAAACCAAAGUAUCAUAGAUGUAUUUGAACCACUAGCUUAGUAGUACUGUAUCUGAAUAAUAAGCAAAGAAGGAAAGUUUUACAUUU